GUUGGACUAUGAGCGGCCAUCAGUAACAACCUGAUUCAUCAGGCCCUGAUUCACCGGGAGGCCUGGUGAAGCACUGGGCCACGGGGGCGUUGACCCCCGGAAUACCCUCCAGACGCAGAGGCCAGAACAGAGCGUCAUGCAAGCGCUGGAGUCCCUCAACGAUGGUCAGGUGAAUGACUUCUUGACAGGCAAGGCCCCACUCAACCUAACUAUGCGACUUGGGGAUCACAUGAUGCUCAUUCAACUCCAGCUGUCCACUGUAUCACCUGGCGGCUCAAGGAAGACCCGUCUCCAACCCACACACAGUCAUACCCACUCUCACACUCAUGCGCACACCCAUACUCACACACACACGCAUGCUCACACACACACUCACAGCCUUGACCAUGGAGGGGCUGCUCGUACAUCCACACAUUCUCAUCCUCUAACGCCACCAUAUACCCCUCAUGCUACCUGCUCGGGUUAUUCUCCUGUGCACACGUCUCAUAUGUCCAGCCAAUCCUCAAUCCCAACUUCCGUGACAAUUAACCCUAGUCAGUCUACGUCCUCUAAUUCUGCAGCCUCCAAUACAUCUACUAUGUCUAAUUCCCCUUCUUCUCCAUCUUCUUCCUCCUCUUCCUCCUCUUCUUCCCCUACCUCCUCUGCAUCAGCAACCUUACAUCACCAACAUAAUCUUUUACACCAUCAUCAUUAUCAUCAUCAUAGUAUGGGCUGUGGAUCUCCAUCAUCCCCUCCACCACCAUACUUAGCCACCCCUCCACACCACCACCAUCACCACCACCUUCACCAUCAUCAUCACCGGCAAAUACCAGGCUCUCCUUCCACCCCCAACAGUCCCACCUCAACUUCGAGCGGAUCAAACUCCAGUUCGCCGUCUGGUCUUGGAAUGGAUGGUGACCUUCCUGUCAGAGGGUGUCCACACAGGGGUGAGGAAACUGACCCUAGAGCCUCUUUAGAUACCAAGGCACUGGCUGAGGCUUCCCGUAACUUAACUCAGACACUAAAGCAGUUGUCCUCGGAAGUCCUGACAUCAAAACCAGAGCAGAAGGAGGAUACCCUGACCCCCCAUGAGGUGGCAGCAACAUCUCUGGGUUCAAUGGGUGGCAACAGCAGUAGUAAUAGUAGCACUAGUAACAGCAGCAGCAGCAUUAGUAGUGGCAGCAACAGCAGUGGCAGUGGGUGCAGCAGCAGUAGCAGUAGCAGCAGCAACAGUAGUAGUAAUAGCAGCAGCAGUGGCAGCAGCAGCAACAGCAGCAGCAGCAGUGCAACUAGUAGCAACAGCAGUAGUAGCACUGGUGGCAUUAAGAAGCAGGGAGCCAUAAUUGAGAGUAUGCAUCACCAUGGCAAAGGGGUGUACUCAGGCACUUUCUCAGGUACUCUGAACCCAGCACUGCAGGACAGGCAGGGACGUCCAAAGCGGGAUAUAUCUACCAUUAUCCAUAUCCUCAAUGACCUUCUAUGUGCCACUCCCCAGUAUCGUCGACAUUCAACCAACAUUUCUCUAAGUACCUCGACACCCACCACCAGCCGAAGUAAAAACAUUGGUGGAAUUGCCAAGCGGGUUGGGCAUCAAACUGGUGGUGCCUCCACUAGUGAAGUGAAGGUCCAAGAUUCUACUACACAUCUUAAUGGUGGGAAGUCUGCUGAUAAUGCACAAACUACCGAACAAGAUUCUGGAGAUGAAAACCAAGCAAUGCGCACUAAAGUGGAACAACUGCGAUUAAUUAUGGAGCAGAGACGUGCUCGCCGUAAGGCCCGCCGUGAUGCCCGCACCCGCCCAUACCCACACACUUCAGCAUCGUGGGCCACUGAUACCAGUGUUCCUACAGUUGUCACUGCUAGCAGCACAGCAUCAGCAAGUACUGCUCAAGCUAUGGAGGUUGAUGGUAGUAAAGCUGAUGGUACUGACCCUGCUACCCUGUGUGAGCUCAACUCAGAGACUGUUGUGGCUUAAUGGUGGGCUAACACUAGAAGGAUGUUAGGGUGGUGCGUAGGAAGAAUUUGCCAUGUUAAACUCACCGCGUUAUAGUGGUAAAUAAUGAGUUUACCUUUGCACAAUUGCCUGUAACCCAAGGUUACUCAUUUAGCCAAGGUAAUAGAAGUCUUAUUACUGUAAGGCUUGCCAUCUGGCAGUUAAAAAGGGGGAAUGCAAAGUGUUUUGUCUGUGAUUUAGGGUUGAAAGUGUUGCAAGUAAUUUGCAACAUAGAGCAUUGAUUGAUGAUGUGCUUCCACAGUUGGAAAAGAUGACAGGUGUAACAAGCCAACUUGCUUAUGAAGAAUAUACAUGAGUACACAUGUAGUUGAAACAGACUCUGUUAAUAACCUUCGAUGUUCUGAAAGUUUCUUACAGUUGAUUAAAGCAACGACUUGUUGGAAACAGAUUUAGAAAUGAAAAUGAGCAGUUUGUAUUGCAUCUGUUCAAUAAGUUUGUUUUCUCAACAGUAGACCACCCGUGAGGCUUACCCUGGGAAAAAAUGCUUGUGGCUUAGCAGGGACACAGUACACAGAAUUACAGUAUGGAAUUCAGGAUAUGUAUCAGGUGGCCUUGUAAGUCUCAAGUAUUUCUAGGGUCUUGAAAUGAGAAUCAGUUUUUGUCUUUCCUUGAAGCUCAAGUCAGCUCCUGAUUAGCCAGGCUGUGGUGCUAAAAGUCCCCAGCAUCAUUAUAUCUAUAGUAAUACUGACAGUUUUCCUAUAACCAACAGUCCAAGUGAUCAGGCUGUCAACCAGGGGUCUGGUCUGGGACUGGGCCAUGGGGACAAUGAACCCCAGAAUCUGCAACAGGCACAUAUAUUUGAGUUCUCAGGUUACACAAUAUUUGAUUCGGUCAAUUCUAGACCCCAUAGUCUUCAGUUUGGUGUCUUGCUUGAGGCUGCAUAACUCUGCUAAGACACCAUUCAUAAGUUGACAACAGUUCAGGCUAUAUUAGGAGGGUAUUACAUCAUCUGAGGACGGCUGAAUCUACCUCGUCAUAAAACCAAUUGCUAUUUCUUUUCAUACAAGCAGAUCAUAUAACCCUUAUUCUAAUAUUAUAUAUACAAUAUGCUGUUAUAAUUCAGGAUGUCACCUCGGCUGUUAAAGCCCCAUAGAUCCAAUUGCCAUAGUUAUGUGUAGAUGUGGUUGAACUCACUUUUUGUGUAAUGAUUGACUUUUGGCUUCUGAGAAAUUUUGAAUCACCCAAGCCACAAGCUAUGGAGAUGAUAAUGCUUAAGUUGUCUGUGUUGACGUGAUACUUGUAUCCAGUGCGGGUUUACCUUCUUAUAUGCGCCACCAAUGCUGUAAAUAACACUUUAAAAGCCUUGAAAGAUGCAAAAGGCAUCUCCAUAGAUAAAAAAAAAAUUAUUUAGUGAAUGUUAAAGUUUAGGCCCCUUGUUCUUAGGCCCUUGAGUAGCAGAUGAAGGCACUAAGCAGUCAUUGUUAAUGUGAUUGUUUAGUAACUAAGUCUGCUUAAUACUGAUGGUUUACUAACAAAUAAGAAUGCCAGUCCAUGAUCAUGUGGUGUUGGUGAAUACAAAAUGACUAAUGAGGAAGUGUAUGACAAGGGAGCAAAUUCUCGGAUCAUGCCAACUAUGUUUACGAAGUGAAGAUAUGACAACUUCUUGAGCUCAUUUUUAUGAUCUUUUCUUGUGUUGUAUUGAUUAUUUUCAAAAUCUAAUUUUAGAGGGUUGUCUAUGUGAAUAAUUCCUUUUCUUGGAGAGAAACUACUUAAAUAACUUGUUACUCCCCUUUUUUCCUAAAACAAUGUUGAAUAUUUAAAUAUAUGUAUUAUUAUUAAUAAUCAAAAAGAAGCGCUAAGCCACAAGGACUAUACAGCUAAAUAUAUGUAGCAGAUUAAAUUAGAGCAUAAUAUAAAUAUUAUUGCACAUUUGGACUAUAAAAGCUAAAACAGGUUAACAUGCAAUUUUUGUACAUAAACCUUUAUUGCAGAUUUUCCAUGUAAUUAUUAUACUCGAGGGGAAGCACUAAAUGUGUAGGGGUGUCAUUCAAUUUCUCUGCAAUCUUGUCAGAUUCUGCAUUAUAAAACAACACUAGUAUAUUUAUUCUGCAUUAGUUUUCAUAUCUUGACUUGAGUAAGCCAGGUCUAAUUAUAGUCACAAACUUACAUGUGGUAUGGCCUGCUUUCUAAAUAUUCACCAUAACGAUUCAUCUAAUACUAAAAAUGUAAAUUUUGAGAGAGGGUUUUGGGUGACUCAAAAUUGAUCCACAUUCAAGUCUUAUGUAAGUUUAUGACUAAAAUGUGACUGUAACAGUAGGUGUAAUUGCUCUUUAUACACUUUAUAUUUCCACUUAUGCUUUAUUCAAAUUUAAACCCCCAUUGUGAUGGAUAUUAUGAAUUUACUGUUACGGUCACUGAAUCAAACUGGACAGUUGUCUGCAUUGUGAUAUUAGAUAGAUGGACACUCCAAAAUGUUCUUGCUUUCAGCCUCCUUUUUUAUAUUUUUUUUUUAUUUUCACUGUUGAGGACUGAACCAAGGAGAUUCAUAUACCGGUACAACAGUGUCUUGUUGGAGUUGGCAGUUUUAUGUUAUCUAGGUUGAGACUUCCAUGUUUGUCUUCUCCAGUUCUAGAUAGUCACCUAUGAGACUUGGAGAUAUUAAUAAUGUAAAAGUAUUUUACGCUUGCUUUAUAGCUGUGGGUCUUGCUAGAAAUGUUAAUUUAAAAUUAGUAAUUCAAAAUGUUUUUUGAGUUCUAGCAGGCAAUUUUAAAAUAUAACAUGUCAGCCAAAUUCAGUGUAUUUUCCAUUAUUGGAUCUCAGGUGGAAUGUCUCAGAUUUGACUCUCUAGAACUGGGCCGCAUCAUACAACUUCAUCUGCUUACUAAUUAUUACUGAACUGGAUGUUAAUUGGAAUUGUGUCCCAAGUCCAGGAUUUGUUUUUUCAUUGGAUUUUCUAUUAUAAUUAUGAAGAUUUACCAAGAGUUUUAAGAAAUAAAAUGUUAGGAUAUUGUUAUGUAGGGCUACUAGCUUAGUGUUUAUUUCGAUUCAGUAUGUUGUAACAAAAUUUAUUAUAAUUUUUCAUUGUUUUAAGACUAUAUAUUCCUCUAUUUUCACCGUUAAUUUAGCACGUUGUCAUUGUAAAUUACCUUGUUGAUUUUUAAGGGUAAUUUUGCAUAAUUAGGGCAUUUUAAUUCAACAUGUUACAUACAUCAUUGGGAAAACCAUUUUGUUGUUAACUGGUAAAUGAUCAGUGGCUUUUGUUUUUGAAGUCUUUUAAAACUGAAUUUCAAGACUGACUUACUGUUGCACGAAGCAGCGAGCCUCAUCCUCAUGUUGACUAUAUUAGUCAGGAUGUUUGCUGCAGUUUCCAUCUAAUUUGAGAUAAUCUAUAGGAGUGAUUUAGUGUUCAGACUCAUUCAUUACCCAUUCAGAAUGGGUAUUGUGUUGCCUGUAUUAAACAGGACAAGGGCCCACUUGCAGUACCCAUAUGGCUCAAAAUUUUAUCUCCGUGUCAUCUUUGGUAAGUGAUAAGCAUUAAAAGCUAUUCUAUGCCAUCAGGUUAAGUUAAACACAUUAUAACAGCCACAGUUACAGACAGUAAGCAGUGGUGAUAUUCUAUAUUAUUGGAUGCUGAUGCAUUUUUGAAAUACUGUUACUGCUCAUGGUUGGUUUGUGCAGUGUUCUGAAUAUAUGCCUUAUGUGCUAAUCGUUUUUAUGUUUAUCUUAAUAUCACAGAGGAGCUUGGCACAAGUGAUAACAAAUCUGUUACAUUUAGCACUGUUUGGAUGUAUUAUAGUAAGGAUACUGCAGGAAAGGUUCCAGAUUUGUGUCCUGCUAAUUACAGUGGGCUUUGAGAGAACACCAGUCAAGUGGAGUAAUGAAGAGAACUGUCAUUUGACAGAAAAAAUACUUUACAAGCUGACCAAAGAACAUAGCAAAAUAAUAUCAAAUAAAAAGAAUACAAAAUGGAUGAAUGGGAGACUAAAACAUUUUUGUGAGGGGGAGGGGAUGGGAGGAAUUUAUAGGCACAUCAAGAAUGUCAGUCACCUUAUGGACCAAUAUCCAUAUUAAAAGGGGUUAAAAAUAAGAAAACCUAGGGACAAUGAAAUUCAAAGUAUAUAGAACAAAGAUUAGAAAAAUGUUUGGCCCACUUAAGACAAACUCUGGACAGCAUACUGAUAAUGAAAAGAAAUGCAGUUAAUUUUUUCACAAGAUAAAACAAGAAUCUUUGUAAUUAUUAUAAUUAACCCUAGGAAAAAUUAUGUAUAGCUGUGAAGUAUGGUUUUCAAUAUAACAUACAUGUGUUUUAAAUUGGUAGUAGGUUGGUAGACAGCAACCACCCAGGGGGGUACUACCAUCCUGCCAAGUGAGUGUGAAAUGAAAGCCUGUAAUUGUUUUACAUGAUGGUAGGAUUGCUGGUGUCCAUUUUUGUCUCAUGAACAUGCAAGGUUUCAGGUACGUCUUGCUACUUCUACUUAUACUUAGGUCACACUACACAUACAUGUACAAGCAUAUAGUAUAUACACACCCCUCUGGGUUUUUCUUCUAUUUUCUUACUAGUUCUUGUUCUUGUUUAUUUCCUCUUACCUCCAUGGCGACUAAAAUGCCAGGAGCAAGGGGCUAGUAACCCCUUCUCCUGUAUAUAUUACUAAAUGUAAAAGGAGAAACUUUCGUUUUUCCUUUUGGGCCACCCCACCUCGGUGGGAUACAGCCGGUGUGUUGAAAGAAAGAAAGACGUGUUUUAAACAACUGGACUGAUUAAUACAAAAAAAGUCCCCAGAUUCUGACACAGUUUUCAAAGUUCUUAAUGCAAGAUGGAGUUAGUUAGCCACUGACUAAUCUUUUCAAAAUAUCACUACAAAUAGGUAUCAUACCUGACAUGUGGGAGAUGGCUAAUGUAAUUCAUAUAUAUAAAAUGAGAGGUCCCUAUCAUUGAAGGUCACCUUAUGGACCAACAUAUCCAUAUUAAAAGAGGUUAAAAAUUAAAAGGAGGCCCUACCAUUGAACUACCACCCAGUCAAUCAUUACAGUCCACAUCUAGGGAAUUGGGUCUGUGCUCCAAUUUCCUGAAUUAAGCCUGAAUGCCUUCCACGCCCUUUCCCCCCACAGGCACUGUAUAAUCCCUCUAGGUUUAGCACUCCCCAUGAUUUUACACUCCACAACAGUAGAUGUAAUUAGAAUUGGACCUGAUUUUCCCUUUCCUUGGAUAGAACCUGAUUGCCUACCAUUUCCCAUACCCCGUAUGAUUCCUAUGAGGUUAGCACUUCUCUUCUACUACUACUACUACUACUAAUAAUAAUAAUGUAGUCCCAGCACUGAUUAGAAGGGGAUGUUCAUACCUGACACCUACCGACUCUGUUGGUCUGGGUUGGACCACAACAAAUUGCUUUCUGUCAAGUAAAUGGCUCUAGCCAUCUUCCCACUGCUGUCAUGUCUGGGAGACCACAAUCUCCUGUUUACAUAUUGGACAUGUGACUCGCUCACUGUACUUCAUGAAUAAACACCUGGCACUUGCCCGCAGGAUAUACUACUACUGACAUCUCUGCUGCCUCAGAAUACUAACUGCCUUCCUUGCUGAAGGUCCCACCUUUGACAGACUCAUCGACUUUUUAACAGAGACCAACUCUGAUUUAGAUUUUACUACUGCUCUCUCCCACCUCCACUAACACCUAUUCCUACAGACAUCCCACCCUUCAGUGCUGUAUGACCCUUUCGGGUUUGUAAUUAAAUUAAUUAUAUUAUGAUGUAAGUGUUUUGUCACCCUGCCUCUGUGGGAAAUGGCCGAUGUGUUAAAGAAAAUAAUUAUUAUUAAGCUUUAGUAAGGCAUUUGAGGUAGUGGACCAUAGUAAAGAAUAUGUUGCUGUCUACUUGAAUUUCAGUAGAGAUUUUGAUAAUAUAAGCAACUAAACAUAAAAUGGUUAUAUAGCACUGCAAGGUUUUUUAUUAAAGCUCCUCACAGAAGACUGUUCCACAAAUAGGUAACACAGGGUACUGGACGAAUGGUUCUGUCAUGGAUCAAGAUAUGGAUGAUAAAUAGGUAGCAAAAGGUAUUGGAUGAAUGGUUUUCUCAUGGAUCAAGACAUGGAUGAUAAGCAGGCAGUACAGGGUUUGCAUAAACUGAUUGAAAUCAGAACGGAAACUAGUCAUGAAUAGCUCCACGAUGAUCAGUUUUGGCCCCUUGUUGUUUGGGAACAACAUUAAUGAUCUUGCUAAGGGAAUAUGUGACAUAAGUAAAUUCAUUGACUACACCAAAAUAGGUAAAUACAAGAGGUAGACAGGAUAUAUACAAUGGGGAUAAAAAUGAGGUAUCAAGGAUAUCUGACAAGAAAGAGCGUAAAAUUUAAAGGAUACAGGCAAGUGCUGUUUCAGCAAUGAAGGUGUCAAUGAGUAUAAUAGAUUACUGAGUUGUGUCACAGAGGCUUACAGUUUGGGUAGCCUGAAAAAAGAAAAUUGGUCAGUUAUAUAAAUUAACCUUGGAUGGAUUCAAUCAUGAUGUGCAUAGCAUGGGCCAGUAGGCCUAUCACAGUGCUUUGCUAUUAUAUAAUGGCACUGCAAAUGAAAUUAUACGUCAAAGCAUAUAUUUAGCAACACUUGCACAUUCCACGGUCAAUUUUCAUUGAGAUAAUAAAGUAUUGAUGUUUUAGGUGAAGAUUAAAAAUAAAAGAGUAACCUUUGGUGUCUGUAAACCAAGAGCACCAAUCUUCUAGGAUACUUUUGCAAUACUUCUCAGGGAUUUCUUCUUAUUGCUCAUUCUCCUGUGUUUUGCUUCUCUUUGCAAGUUAAAAUUGGGUGUUGGUUUUUCAACAUAGGGGAAAUAACAAGGCAGUGCAUAGGCAACUUACCAUCUUGGUAACUUUAGCAAGAUAGUUUCAACCGCUUUCUUUUAAGCGUUCGUAACACAGGAAAAUGUAGAAUAUUACAAGCAUAUUUAUUAGUUUACACUAUGCGGGUAUGAGAGUAGGACCAACAAAUUUUUUUCCCGUUCCUCGGAUGAAACACUUGUGUAGUUCAGAAAUGCAUUUUAUUUAUAUAAUGAAGUUGGAUAGCUGAUUAAUCAAGCUUAAAAUACAGGUAAUCAGCUUUUUGCUGUUAUGAAAGCAGUAUAGUAGAAUACUUCUCAUGGAUCUCAACAUUUUAAGCAGGGAAGAACCUUACUGUCUGUAACUAUUGCUGUUGUAUAUUAAUCAUCAGACAUAGCAUGAGCAUUCUAUUAGAUUGUUUUGACAGAGGGCAUUGGAUUCCUCCUUAUUUAUUCAAAAUAAAAUAUUUCUGCACGACAGAAUUUAAAAGAAAUACAUAAAGGACCAUGUCACUGUCAUCCAAUCAUCAUACAGAAAUCUCACUCGUCGUCAUUAAGAAAUUGCUUUCUCUUUUAUAUCGACUUCAAGUCCCACCUGAAGUGUGCAGAGUUGAAGAGGUUGUGGAGAGAUGGGGCCAGCUGUGACAAGCUCUUAAAAACAAUUCAAUUUUCAUACUUAAAGCCUCAACAGGUUUACCAGUCAGCUACUUUCUCCCAGCCCCUUCUUUUUAUGUCAGGUGUUGUUUCCCCUUGUUGAUUCGUCCUUGUUGUACAUUGAUAAACACGAUGGUGAGAUUUAGCAACUACAAAUAAAAAAUUAUUUGUUCUAAAGCCCCAUUACUAGGUCUCUGUGAUUAGACAGUAGGCAUGGGUAUGUCAAAUAAUUUUGUAUUUUGUUACUGAAUAUCAUCUUUUAAUAUUAAUAUUAAUCUUACUAGAUUUGAGUGCUGUGUAUUUGAAUGAGGUGCAGCACUAUAAUUAAUUGUUAGAGCUUGAGGCUUUAGUUGGAAAUAAUAUUGUACAUCUAGCAUGUAUAUAGGGAUUGAAUGCCACUGAAAUGUGUAGUGUAGUAGUAUUUCAGGCAGUUUCCCAGAUACAUUGCAUGCACUACUAGUUUGAUGUUCAUAUUAUGACAUAUAUGAUUAACCAGCAUUGCAUAAAAGUAUACAAGGUUGAUGUUCUCAGAUAUUAACCUUGUCUACUUUUAUUUUCAAGACCCUUAGAUGCUGCUCUUGCUAUAAUAGGGAAAGAUAGUAAGUGGUGAUAAAUAAAUCCCAAGCAUAGCUUUGUAUUGGGCUCAGGAUCUUAUACAAAAAAAAAACCCAUGGGAGAGUGACCUUGUCUGAAACACUGCAAGAUAUGUUAUUGUUGAUCACAUCCUGUACAGGUGAGAGAAUAUUGAACUGCUAACAGCAAACAUUUACAUCACAAAUACUUUGCCUGUAUCAUUAGCGUUAAGAUUUUUUUCCUUGGUUCAAAGUGGUAUGGCUGAAAUUAUGUUGUAUUUUGAAAGGUGUGUAGAUUCCCAUGUCUGUUCUUCACGUUAAUAAAUCAGUAUGUUGAA
This is a messenger RNA of Cherax quadricarinatus, 10296 nucleotides long. It is a transcript of the gene stx, whose product is annotated as ubiquitin-like domain-containing protein stuxnet. Gene Ontology annotation, cellular component: nucleus. The record is from RefSeq and is a predicted model, not a curated record. NCBI's taxonomy places the organism in Eukaryota, Metazoa, Arthropoda, Malacostraca, Decapoda, Parastacidae. Gene Ontology annotation, molecular function: protein binding.